Verticillium alfalfae VaMs.102 is the source of this 726-nucleotide messenger RNA. Its product is annotated as oxidoreductase. Gene Ontology annotation, cellular component: intracellular anatomical structure. NCBI's taxonomy places the organism in Eukaryota, Fungi, Ascomycota, Sordariomycetes, Glomerellales, Plectosphaerellaceae. The transcript is spliced from 2 exons. Bases 1 to 726 code for a protein of 241 amino acids. The record is from RefSeq and is a predicted model, not a curated record. Gene Ontology annotation, molecular function: oxidoreductase activity, acting on NAD(P)H, oxygen as acceptor.
AUGAAGGUCGUUAUUGCGGAUAAAGACAGCAGCAAGCUGAUCGAGAUGAAACAAAAUCUCGGAAGUGCGCUUGCCACUCUUGAGAUGGAUGUUGGUCGAGCCGAAGAUUGGAUUCGGCUCCAGAAGCUUGUCGAUGGUAAUUUUCAGGGUCGUCUUGAUUUUCUUUUCCUGAACGCUGGCAUCCAACCCUCGUCUAGAUGGGAAGACACCUCGUCCUUUCAGACUAUCUUCGACGUCAACUUGUUCGGCGUUGUUCACGGCAUUUCCACCUUCUUGCCAACGAUCAAGGCCACGCCUGAUUCUGCCAUAGUCAUCACCGGAUCAAAGCAGGGCAUCACCAACCCGCCUAGCAACCCUGCAUACAACGCAAGCAAGUCAGCUGUCAAGUCGAUCGCGGAGCAUCUGUCGUACGAUCUUAAUGAUACAACAACCAACGUGCAUCUUCUUGUGCCAGGUUGGACAUUCACGGGCUUGGGCCGGAGCAACGCUCAAUCAAGUGGCGAGAAGCCCGCCGGUGCUUGGACCUCAGAGCAGGUUGCCAACUACCUGGUCGAGAAGAUGACUCAAAACGAGUUCUACAUCAUUUGCCCCGACAAUGAAGUUACCGAGGAGAUGGAUGCCAAAAGAAUAGCCUGGGCCGCACAAGAUCUGGUACGCCGCCGCCCGCCUCUGAGUCGAUGGCGGGAGGAGUUUAAGGAAGAAUUCUCGAACUGGAACGCCACUUAA